AGUGUGUAACUGAUUUUAAAAAAAAAAUCAACCAAUCUGAUUCUUUUUCUUUUCCAAAAGAAAGAAAGAAAAAGAAAAUGAGUUUCAUGAUGGACAGGGCCACGGAAGCAGCAGCCAGCGAUUUGGCUGAAGUCAGAAAACUAAUCGAAAGUAUGAAUGCCCUGGUAAGUAGUCAACAGCAACAACAGCAGCAGCAACAACAAUUACUUCAAAAACAAAAAGAAUUACAGCUUCAACAACAACAACAACAACAACAACAACAGCCUCAACAACCACCACCACAGCAAUCACAGCCGCCACAAGAGCAACAGCAACAACAAGAAGAAGAAAGAAAUUUAACUAAAGAGGAAUCAAAAGAGGCGCCUUUGGUUCAUAACCAACAAUUGCACCAACAAUCAUUACAUCACCACCACCAACAACAACAACCACAGGAAACACAAUUGAACCCAUCCUUAAUGCCUCAAGGCACAACACAAAACUGGCCAGCCAAUACCAACACUCAAUAUGCUGCACCUAAUUUUAGUCAUCAAAACCAUGUUAACACAACCACUACUACCACCCAUGAUGCCAAAACUCAAAACACAUCCGUACCACCCAUGGCCCAAGCCUUACCUACAGCAGGUGUUAUUGUUGAAGUGAGUCAUAUUACGUACAGUAGAACAUAUUACUUUCAACUAUCUCGCAAGUUCAUUAUAUAUACCAUAUUUUUAUAUUUCUAACAGUUCCUUCUACAGCCGAAGCAACGAUUGAACCACUUAUAGCUUGGUUAAGAUUGACCUUUCAAGAUCCAACUAUUUCUGGAAUGGUAUUACAGUACAAAGGCUUUGAUGGAUUAUGGAAGUGUCUAUUGAACAGAGAUGAUUCUUUAAAAAGGGUGUUGAAACAAAACUUGAAAAACAAUACUAUACUUCAGAUGAGAGUUCCUUGUGAACAGGAUCUUUUAAGUGUAAGUUGUGAAUUCUAUAGUUGAUAGAAUAGGGUUUUCUUAUCA
Messenger RNA from Rhizopus microsporus ATCC 52813, 991 nucleotides. RefSeq lists its product as uncharacterized. The transcript is spliced from 3 exons. The coding region runs from base 78 to 719 and encodes 213 amino acids. The record is from RefSeq and is a predicted model, not a curated record. Lineage: Eukaryota; Fungi; Mucoromycota; Mucoromycetes; Mucorales; Rhizopodaceae.